Xenia sp. Carnegie-2017 is the source of this 1539-nucleotide messenger RNA. RefSeq names its product sperm-associated antigen 17-like. The transcript has 8 exons. Gene Ontology annotation, cellular component: axonemal central apparatus. The record is from RefSeq and is a predicted model, not a curated record. Gene Ontology annotation, biological process: epithelial cilium movement involved in extracellular fluid movement; axonemal central apparatus assembly. The coding region runs from base 325 to 1539 and encodes 404 amino acids. NCBI's taxonomy places the organism in Eukaryota, Metazoa, Cnidaria, Anthozoa, Malacalcyonacea, Xeniidae.
AUUGCUGUGAUCAUAAGGACAACUGUGGAAAUACAUUCUCUGUGUUUAGUAAUGGUGAUAUAAAAGUUGAUAAAGUCAAUAAUACAGAUACAACAGAAAAAGCGGACAUUUUACCCGUCCCACGAUUCUUUGUGAUGCGUCGUGAUGGUACUGGGUUUGAGUUGCUACGUCAUCAAGACGUUGACGAAUACUUAAGAGCUGCUGAAGAUAACUUUGCUACGGCUGUUUUAAGAACUCCUGUUGAGGGUUUACCAAACGUCACCGGAGUUACUGCUCCAAAACCUUUCUCAGGAGGAGAAGGAAGAAAAUGGCUAAAAUACAAAGAUGAAAGUAAUCUUGUUCCGCUUGCUUUACGGGAAAGAGACUUCACGCAGUUUCCACCGACAGAAAAAAAAGAAAGAUGGACCAAAAUUUGGUACCAAUGCAGGUUGUGGACUAGUCAUUGGCAACAUGAGAAAGCCUGUUGAUGUAAAACCAUUAUUAACUUGUCCCAAAGUCUUGGUUUUGCGUCAUUUUGUUCAAUAUGAGCCUUCAGACAUCGUACAUCGCGAAACUAUUUCAGCGGCAUUCCGUCAAUAUGGCGAGUACGUGACAAAACUUCGACUUCAGUGCGAUAACUGUCUGCCGAAGGAGUCACGUGACAGGGAAGAAGUAAAAAGAGCAAAUGGAUUGGCUGAAAAGUACGAGCGGGAAAACUCUCUGAAAAAUGAUCUCAAAGCUGAUGUAAAUGGUGUACAAGAAAAGUAUUUGAAGUCUGUAGCACCUGUCGAAAAGCCCGCACAACCUGCGCCAGCCUGGAAACGCACAGCCGAGGAAUGGGAACGAGAUCGUAUAGAUUUGGCUAAACUAGAAUACGGCAAACAUGCAUUACGUCAUCGUGAAGUUCCGCCAUAUUUUGAAACGGCGAAGGGUCAAGCUUUUCUAAGUGCUUUAAAUCGCGGUCCUGAUAUGUUGAAGCUCAGUGCUGAACUCGACAAACAAGCUUGUCCAGUUUCUAGUUCGCUUCACACUGCAAUGAGUGCAUCAACAGAAAUUUUAGAUCAGAGGCAUCAAACUUCUCAUCAAAAUGUUCCGCAAACUUCAAACUGGUCUAGGUCAUCGGUUUUAGAGAACCCAGAUCUUGAUAGAGGACAAUCGCCUGGGGAUGUCUCUCCAGUCGAAAGUAGUACACCAUUUGUCAGUCGUCCAGUGAAUCCUACUCCUGCACAAGCUGGUGGUGUACCUACCUCCCCGUCGACACGACCCACCAACCCCACCCCCCGUCAAGCAUCGACUGUCUUGAGCAAUGAAAGUGUUUUAGAUUCCCCCCGUACCAAACAAUCUAUAGUCCGAAGUUCAACUUUGGAAUCAUUGUUGGAAAUGCAACAUGAAGUAUUGAGUUCAGAUGUUACGUCAUCAAAGACAUCUUGUGAUAAUCAUGACAAUUUACCCAAAGUUAUCAUGGGUGGAAAACCUGGUGCUCUACCAAACUCUCAGUUGGUUCACAGUUCGUUUCUUCACUUAACAUGUGCCUUCUCUUUUACCUGGACAAAGGACUAG